AUGACCCCUGCUAUAAGCGCUCAGAGGGCUGAGCCUCAAGUCCCCACCAAUGCUUCAAGUUCUGGGUCUGUAUCGGAUACAGCGCCCCUGAUGCCCGAGACACUCAAGAAAGCCGUCGAGCACAUUAACCAGCUCGCGAAUCUCCCUGAUUUCAAGGGAGCUACUCAGAUCUUCGUACAGAUGAAUGAGCAGCAGAAGACGAUCGAAGAUAAAAAUGGAGAGCUAGCGAAACUAAAAGAUGCAAUUGAUGGAUUGUAUUUGCGCCAUCAAAGCCUAACGACUGAAAUGGCAGAACUCCGAACAGAGAACAAUACCCUUCAAGGACAGCUCGAGGAGAAGGAGGAGGAAGUGUCCGAAGGAUCUCGCAAAGCCGAUGCUCUCCAAAAGCAGGUCGAUUCACUCUUGUCGGAGAUAGAUGGGUAUGUGAAGAAUCAUAGUGAAUUCGAGGAGAAGAAAAAAGAGAACGAGAACAAGAUCAACAAACUGGAGCUGUCGGAGUCUACUUUGAAGGAACAGCUCGCUUCAGAAAGGGGGAAGAAUCAGAAACUGGAGGCUGAUAAGGCCUUACUCGAAAAGUCAAUGCAGAGCAUUAAAGGCAAACUUCAGAAGCUUAUCAACUUUACCGCCGGUCAUUCCAAUGAGAGCGAAAGCUCAAUGCUGGAACAAUUCUCAGAGCUUUGGAAUUAUGCCAAUGAUAAACUGUCUGCAGUUAUACAAGAAGAUAUUACUCCUGAUCGCUUGAGUGUUAUCAAGUUUCUCCCCGAGGCAGAAGACAUGCCCCUGUUGGCCUCUAAUUCUGAGGCUUCCAAAACAAUGCGACUGGCCGUAAUGCUAGCGAUCCUAUCGAAACAGAUCGACGAGGAGAUAUUCCAACCCAACUAUUUGAGCUCAGAUAAACGGAACUUCCGAGAAGUUCUAACUGAAGUUGCCUACAUUGACCCAGAGAAAGAGUCCUUUCUUCGAUCUUUGCUUCUUUCUAUCGAUCCCGAGGAGCAGGAGAAAGAGCUCGAACGCAGGAGCGAGAGAAUCGGCCAAGUCGUGCCCCAGAUCUUAACCAACCUUCUUUCUGGCGAGCAAGGUGAAAAGCUUCAGGAAGCUGUCCAUGAUGUGGUACAAAUGGCCAUUCGGACCUGGACUCCCAUCCAGCAUGCCCAGAAGAAAUACGAACCUGUUUUCGACUACAAAAAUUGGGACAAGAAAGACUGGAAAGGAUUUAAACCCGCUGGGAAAAUCCUCAACUCAGGUCAAGCUGGUGAAAACCCCGCAGCCCUUUGUAAAUUUGCUGUUUUCCCAGCUAUGUCCUCGUUUGGACUUGACAUGGACGAAAUUUUGAAACCUUUCGCACUGCUGGUCAAAUCCCAAAAGCUGUACGUUGCUGCUGAGGAAGAUAAGAAAGCCAGUACAAAGCAAGAGAUAAAUGAGGCAUCUAGCCCUACGAGUGGGAAGAUGAGCAACAAGCGACGGCCUUCUAACGCUCAACAGGCUCAGCCUGGCUCGAAUGGCCAUGGGGCUACGAAUGGAAAGGGUCAUUUUUUAGGGCAGUGA
This is a messenger RNA of Penicillium chermesinum, 1545 nucleotides long. RefSeq lists its product as uncharacterized. The record is from RefSeq and is a predicted model, not a curated record. Bases 1 to 1545 code for a protein of 514 amino acids. The transcript is spliced from 3 exons. NCBI's taxonomy places the organism in Eukaryota, Fungi, Ascomycota, Eurotiomycetes, Eurotiales, Aspergillaceae.